AUGCACUCCCUUCUGCGCCAGUCCGGUAACCUGGCUAGGAUAUCAAAGUCGACUCUGCAGACAGCUGCCGCACGAGCUUCAUUCCGCCCAGCCAGCCAUGCGCAAUUACGCUCCUCGCGGAUCGCUAUUCGGCAAGCCCGAUCAUACUCGAAUCGGCCGACGCCAGAGAAAGACGAAGCGGCGAAGGGGGACAAGCCUGAGGUGACGGAUAAGAAAGCUGCUGAGCCCGCGUCGUCGAAGUCCGCCCCCGGAACGGAGAACCUGUACGAUGGAACCACUCCGCUCUCGCCGAAGGCCGGGAAGGGGGAGCCCGGCAAGCCUGGGCUGGCGGAGGGCAUGGCGCCUAUGAAUCCGGAGUACGAGAAGGAAAUCGAGGAGCUGCUGGGGAAAUUGAAGCAGGGCAUGUCGAAGAGCCAGGCGGAGAUCAUUGAGCGGGCGUUUGAGAACAUAAAGAAAGAGGGGAUACCUUGGGAACUAAGGAAUUUGAUGGACGAGGUUAAGGGGGGAAAGCCGAUGACGCUGGGCAAGGCGGCACGGUUGACGAAGAUGGCGGCUCAGAUGGCGAAGAAGCAGGCGGAUAGGGACACAAAGAGCACAGACUCCGAGUCUCGCGGACCGAAGGCCUCGUCAGACGGUUUUGGGGGGUUUGGAGGGUUUGGAAGCUUGCCUCCGGGUGGCAAGAAGAAGAAGACGGGGGGAGACAAGCAGGAGGGCGGCUUCAAGGUCGGCGAGAUGAAGAUUGACUUGAGUACUCUCCUGUUGGCGACCUUCACAUCUUACCUGCUCUAUCGAAUGGUCAUACCGGGCGAAAGCACACGGGAUAUCACCUACCAAGAAUUCCGGAGUACCUUCCUGGACAAGGGAUUGGUUGAGAAGUUGACGGUUACCAAUGGAGGCCGGGUACGAGUCGACUUGCAUCGCGAAGCUACGCAUGCUGCGUACCCCGACUCCCCUGCUUCCAACCCCAACUUCCACUACUAUUUCACGAUUGGGUCUGUCGAGUCUUUCGAGAGGCGGUUGGACGAGGCUCAGGACGAGCUUGGGAUCCCUCAUUCGGAGAGAAUACCGGUCAACUAUGCUUCAGAGGGCGACCCCUGGGGUUUGGUCAUGAGCUUUGGUCCUACGAUCCUUUUACUUGGAGCUAUCUUCUUCAUAUCUCAGAGGGCGAGCCGUGGAGCUGGAGGCGCUAAUGGCGUGUUUGGCAUGGGUAAGAGCCGAGCGAAACAAUUUAACCACGAGACCGAUGUCAAGGUUAAAUUUGCCGAUGUGGCUGGUAUGGACGAGGCAAAGGCGGAAAUCAUGGAGUUCGUCUCUUUCCUCAAGACUCCCGACCAGUUCCAACGUCUGGGUGCCAAGAUUCCUCGCGGUGCCAUUCUUUCGGGUCCUCCCGGAACCGGUAAGACACUUCUGGCAAAGGCGACGGCUGGCGAGUCUCAAGUACCCUUCUUCAGUGUUUCUGGUUCCGAGUUCGUGGAGAUGUUCGUCGGUGUCGGUGCUUCCAGAGUUCGUGAUCUCUUCGCGAUGGCGAGGAAGAAUACCCCUUGUAUCAUCUUCAUCGACGAAAUCGACGCUAUUGGAAAGGCGCGUGGAAAGGCCGGUUCGUUCGGUGGUGGGAACGACGAGCGGGAAGCUACCCUCAACCAGAUCUUGACAGAGAUGGAUGGUUUCAACACCGCUGAGCAGGUGGUUGUUCUUGCGGGUACCAACAGACCGGAUGUUCUCGACAAGGCUUUGAUGCGUCCUGGCCGUUUCGACAGACACAUUGCAAUCGAUAGACCUACGAUGGAUGGCCGACGACAGAUUUUCAUGGUUCACUUGAAGAAGGUCGUCACCAACGAGGAUCUGGAGUAUCUGACCGGUCGUCUUUCGGCCUUGACACCUGGCUUCUCCGGAGCUGAUAUCGCCAACUGUGUCAACGAAGCUGCUCUGAUCGCUGCUAGAACAAGCGCGAGGUCCAUUGAGAUGAUCCACUUCGAACAAGCCAUUGAGCGUGUCAUUGGUGGUCUUGAAAAGAAGUCUCUCGUUUUGUCACCCGAGGAGAAGAAGACUGUUGCGUACCACGAAGCCGGCCAUGCUAUCUGCGGAUGGUACUUCAAGUAUGCCGACCCUCUACUCAAGGUGUCCAUCAUCCCGCGUGGACAAGGAGCCCUUGGAUACGCCCAGUACCUCCCAGCUGGCGACACUUACCUCAUGAACGUCAAUCAACUGAUGGAUCGCAUGGCUAUGGCACUCGGUGGCCGUGUAUCCGAAGAGCUCCACUUCGAGGCCGUGACCUCCGGAGCCUCAGACGACUUCAACAAAGUCACCCGUAUGGCCACCGCAAUGGUCACCAAGUGGGGCAUGAGCAAGAAGCUUGGCCCCCUCCACUUCGAAGACAAUGAGCAAGCCCUACACAAGCCCUUUGCGGAAUCGACGGCCCAGACAAUUGACUCGGAAGUGCGGCGGAUAGUAGAUGAAGCAUACACGCAAUGUAGGGACCUACUCACCGAGAAGAAGUCUGAAGUCGGCAUCGUUGCCGAGGAGCUUCUGAAGAAGGAAGUCCUGGAUCGAAACGACAUGGUCAGACUGUUGGGCCACCGACCAUUCGAAGAGAACAAGGACUUUACCAAGUACUUUGGUGGCAGUCUAGGGGAGAAGAGCGCGCCGCCGCCAUUCCCGACCGAGAGCACGGACAGCCCUCCUGAGCUGCCGAACCCGGUGUGA
Messenger RNA from Drepanopeziza brunnea f. sp. 'multigermtubi' MB_m1, 2703 nucleotides. RefSeq lists its product as uncharacterized. Gene Ontology annotation, cellular component: m-AAA complex; membrane. Gene Ontology annotation, biological process: mitochondrial protein processing. Gene Ontology annotation, molecular function: zinc ion binding; ATP hydrolysis activity; metalloendopeptidase activity. The record is from RefSeq and is a predicted model, not a curated record. Lineage: Eukaryota; Fungi; Ascomycota; Leotiomycetes; Helotiales; Drepanopezizaceae.